Molecule: messenger RNA, 3685 nt
Organism: Astyanax mexicanus (Mexican tetra)
Lineage: Eukaryota; Metazoa; Chordata; Actinopteri; Characiformes; Acestrorhamphidae
Gene: atf2
Product: activating transcription factor 2
Exons: 12
Coding region: 271-1758 (495 amino acids)
Biological process (GO): regulation of transcription by RNA polymerase II
Molecular function (GO): DNA-binding transcription factor activity, RNA polymerase II-specific; cAMP response element binding
Source: RefSeq, a predicted model, not a curated record
CUCUGUGUCAGUUACAGGAGUGCCUAAAUGUGUCCUAAUUGACUACCACCCAAGAAUAACGCAGCUAAAUCUAACUAUUUAACGGUGUUCAUUGCUCAUGGUCCACAACUGUAGUCUGAGUGAAGCCCGCCGCCAUCGUUACUGUGGGGCUUGCUGUGUGUGUGAGAGAGAGGGGGUCACUGAGGGAAAGCUCGCGAGAGCAGCAGCAGCGCGCUGGCUGGGCUUCGGCAGGGUUGUGCCCGUGGGAGGCAGCAAACAGAAGCUCUGAAUAUGAGUGGUGAUGAUAAGCCAUUCCUCUGCACUGCUCCAGGCUGUGGUCAGCGAUUUACAAAUGAAGAUCAUUUGGCAGUCCAUAAACAUAAACAUGAGAUGACCCUCAGGUUUGGUCCAGCACGCAAUGACAGUGUCAUCGUUGCUGACCAAACACCAACACCUACUCGUUUUUUAAAGAAUUGUGAAGAGGUUGGUCUGUUCAAUGAACUGACCAGUCCAUUUGAGCAUGACUUCAAAAAGGCCACUGAGGAUGAUAUUAAAAAGUUACCCUUGGACUUGUCACCUCUUGCUACACCGAUUGUAAGAAACAAAACCGAGGAACCUGCAUCUCUUGAAUCACAUCGAGACAGCCCCCUCCCACAUCCUGAAUCCACAACAUGUGAUGACAAGGAGGUUACUUUGCAGCCGACCUCACUGCCUACAUCCACUAUAGUCCGUCCUCCAUCCCUCCAAGUCCCCAAUGUACUUCUGGCCAGUUCUGAUACCAGUGUUGUUAUUCAACAAGCCCUCCCAUCUCCAACAUCUAGCUCUGUUAUAACACAAGUCCCAUCCUCUAAUAGGCCAAUAGUCCCUGUAUCUGGCACAUUCCCUGUGCUUCUGCAGCUGCCGAAUGGACAAACCAUGCCUGUCGCCAUCCCAGCCACCAUCGCCAGCUCCAGUGUGCACAUCCCCACUGCCAUACCCCUGGUAAGACCAGUCACCGUAGUGCCUAACGUUCCAGGAAUCCCCGGCCCCUCCUCUCCGCAGCCUGUCCAAUCAGAAGCGAAGAUGAAACUGAAGGCAGCUCUCAGUCAGCAGCUCCCUCAGUUGACGAACGGAGAUGCUGGAGACGUCCAGAGCAGAGCUGCCACCCAGACCCCGUCCCCUGCCCCACCUGCAGCAGAGGAGACGCGCCCACAAUCACUACAACAGCCAGCCACGUCGACUACAGAAACACCGGCAUCUCCAGCCCCACCUGCUCAGCACACACCCAGUACAGGUGGGCGGCGGCGGCGGUCAACCAAUGAAGACCCUGAUGAGAAGAGACGGAAGUUUCUGGAGAGGAACAGAGCAGCUGCCUCACGCUGCAGACAGAAGAGGAAAGUGUGGGUGCAGAGUCUGGAGAAAAAAGCUGAAGACCUCAGCUCUGUGAACGGACAGCUACAGAGUGAGGUGACUCUUUUACGAAAUGAAGUGGCCCAACUGAAGCAGCUUCUACUGGCUCAUAAGGACUGUCCAGUGACGCUCAUGCAGAAGAAAUCUGGCUACAACUUGCUCGAUAAGGAGGACAGCUGUGAGGAGAUGUCAGUCCCUGGCAGCCCCCACAAUGAGGCUAUCCAGCACAGUUCCGUCAGCACAUCCAACGGCGUGAGCUCCUCCACUACAUCCGCAACUGCUAAUGCACCCGGCCCAGCCACCGGACCAAAUACAGACCAGAGCACAGAGGAGGAGGAGUCGAACGGAGCCGAGGCCCCAGGCACUCAGACCCAGCCCUCUGGAAGCUGAUCGGGCUUUAGGGGUCACGUUUAUUCCUGGCAGCCAUGUUUAUGUGAGGAGGCGAAGUUUCCCUCACUUGUCUUUUUCAAGUCUGGAAAAUAUUUAUUUAUUUAUUUAUUUAAUUUUCAUUUCUCAACAUUUUUUUUUUUUAACUAAAGAAGCAAAAGGGGGAUCGUACUUAACCAAAUGUUGGGAAGUUGUUGGGAUUGUCUAAUUCUCUCUGGCACUCUUGUUUAUUUCUAUGUUUAUUAUAUUGCUGUUUUAUGCAGAUGUGCAUCAUGAUGAGUGAAGUAGUGAACGAAUCAGUGAGUUUUAUAUGAGUCUUAAACGCCAAAGUGUAUCAUGGCUCAUGGUAGUGUAGACCUGAUCUUCACAAGCACUGUUGUAGGCCUACAGACAGAAGGGGAGUCACUUUUAUUUGUUUGCCUUUUCCAUUUUGCACAUGAGGAGAGAUGGGAGGGUUUUUGUAUUUCGUUUUUUUGGAAUUUUUAACUGUUGACAUGAUCAGUCCUGGCAGCUUCUAGGAGUAGAUUUGAAUGCUUUGCUACAAAUCUUCAGUGAUUGAGCGCAGUUUGAUCUGAUCGUAGCCUUUCUUUUCUUUUUUUUUUUGUGUAAUUUAUAAGCGAGUCGUUGGCCACUGCCACGAGGUGUGGUGUGUGUUUGAAUGUUUAUCUUCCGCCUGUAAAAAUAAGUCUUAAGGAUGACUUUGGCUAGAGCCGUGUGUCUUUUAUGAACAAUGCUUUGAUCAACAUUCCAUGAGUAGUUUGUUGCAAAGGCAGUAACUUUAGGAAUAUAGGACAUCUUUCACCAUACAGACAUCUCAUUGAUGUUGACUUAACUAUGUGCCAUUAUUUUUUAUUUAUUAGUUGUGUUAGUGAGGAAAUUUUGCAGACGGCUGUGUGAAGUACAUUCUCAAAGUUCUCAGAUCAUGGAGGCUUUUGUGUACAUAAUUUCUUUGAGUAAGAGGCGUAAUGCAUUUUUUUAUGAGUAUUUCUGCCACUUUUUGACAGCUUGACUGAUUCUAAAUCUGUGGUGUUCUACUCUUUGAGACACUUUUGAAGAAAAUAAGAGCAUAGCUGUUUUUUUUAUUUGCCUCAGUUGGCUUUCAAAUUACAAAAUUUUCGGAAGCAUUGUAAAUGCCAUUAUCGAUGAUAGCAUUGUAUGUGAUCUGCAGAAAUAUGUGCAUUAUUUGUGUUAGGGCCUUCAUUCAUUACAAAAAAGAAAAAUAGUGCUCCAAAAAGAAACAAAAAACAUAAAUAGGGCUUUAUAUACAUUUAAAUAAGUUUAUUCUUACCCCAACCUCUGGAGUAGUCUCAAUCCCCUUAAAAUAAUAAAAUAAAAAUAACAACAGCAAAAAAAUAAUAAUAAUUAAAAACUAGUUUUUGUUGAUAUUAGAACCAGCAGUGCUUUCCAAAAAUGCAAAGACUUAGUCCGUAAGCUGUACUAUAUUUAAUUUAAAAUUAUUUGCUAUUUGCAAUUAAGCUUAGUGACAGUUACAGAAUAAGUAACUCCUAGAAUUAUCAGUUUAAAUCAAUUUGCCUUCUCUCUUAAAAUGUAUUGGCUUACUACUGUGUAGUUUAUUGCUGCAUUAUUUUUUGCUUUUCUAAGGAUCAUCUAUUUAAGAAUCAUUUAGUUUAACAGGUAAAUUUGUACGGUCUUUGUUAUGUAUGUGCUUUACUUGCAUGAUUGAUUGAUUCUCUGAGAGAAUUAGAUCGAUGUUUAAAUCAUGUCUCAGUUGAAUUAUUGCAGUUGAACAUGUUACACUUUGAUUCUCAGCCAGGAGGCAGCGAGUUUAUGUUUCUCGGGCCCCACUGCGGAAAACGGAUGUGAUUAUUAUUGUGUUGGCAGUAAACUUGUAACUUGGUGAAAGUUAUGUAUAAAGUAUCAUAAAUUAAUAAAAUGUUGUAAUAAAUCUUUUAAUAUCUCUUUAAAUCUA